Nakaseomyces glabratus is the source of this 420-nucleotide messenger RNA. It is a transcript of the gene BET1, whose product is annotated as Bet1p. Gene Ontology annotation, biological process: endoplasmic reticulum to Golgi vesicle-mediated transport. The record is from RefSeq and is a predicted model, not a curated record. Lineage: Eukaryota; Fungi; Ascomycota; Saccharomycetes; Saccharomycetales; Saccharomycetaceae.
AUGAGUUCAGAGUAUGCAGAAAGUACGUUGUAUCAGAGAGAUCCAAGUAGGACACAAUUAUUUGGUGCUGCUGAUCCGACAUUGAUUGAUGACAGAACUUCCCCAUAUGAUAAAGGUAAGCUGGAUUACUCACAGAGCACUUUAGCUCAUUUAGAGUCCCAGAGUGAGGAACAGAUGGGAGUGAUGACUGAGAAGAUACGGGCUUUGAAGUCAUUGUCAAUGAGAAUGGGGGACGAGAUAAGAGGAAGCAACAAAACACUUGAUCAGCUAGACGACACUUUUCAAAGAACAACAGUGAAACUUAAACAAACUUUCAAUAAUAUGAUGGAUAUGGCAAAAAGAUCGAGAAUUAGCAUAAAGACGUGGUUAUUGUUAUUCUUUUUUAUAUUCUUGCUAUUCUUCUACGUUUGGAUAACUUGA